Messenger RNA from Tripterygium wilfordii, 1200 nucleotides. RefSeq lists its product as uncharacterized. The transcript is spliced from 2 exons. Lineage: Eukaryota; Viridiplantae; Streptophyta; Magnoliopsida; Celastrales; Celastraceae. The record is from RefSeq and is a predicted model, not a curated record. Bases 101 to 811 code for a protein of 236 amino acids.
AUAAAAACGAAUCACCAUUAUUGGAGCUCCUGCUCCUCCUCCGCUUCCUCUUCCUCUUCCUCUUCCUCUUAGCCAUUGUUGGUCAGCCUGUAAUCUAAUCAUGGUGGAAAGAGACGAAGACAGCAGAAAUGGCAAGAGAACUAAUGUUACAGACAGGAAGCAGCAAUCUCCUCCAACCUUCGUCAAUCACUUCGCUAAAUACAUCGAAUCCAAAGUUUCUUAUGCCGAAGCUCUUCGACUAGGUCACGUGAAUCAGGAGACUCAUAGUCCGAAUGAUUCUGCCACCAAUACCGCCGUGGACGGAAAUCUCUCGAGAUCUUACUCGACUCCCUUCUUUGACUCCUCAGUACCCUCUAAACCUUCACUGCCUCACUCAAUUUCGUCUCCAGAUCUCGAGAGUCAAGACUCCAAAACAGAGAACAACAGCAGUUUAGCAGCUCGUGAUUACCCUAAUUCUUCUUCUUCUUCUGUUGCAAUUGCUAAACGCUCUUACUCUGAUCCCUCUGCGUUUUCCAAGUCAAAUAGUCCGUUGUAUUUUGGAAAACUAAAAAGCUGUCUAUCGCUCCCCAAAUCGUUUCCUGACCGAUACGCUUCUACGGAUCUGAAAACGAGUAGUAAUGGCAAACCUCCUACUCCUUCUCCGUCGCGCUUAUCCAACUCUGAUUUCCUUCGAGAAGAGUUGCAACACCUGAUCAAACGUACUAUGGAGUCCGGUGGUUUGAGGAGACAAUGUGCAAACUGUGGCAAUUCUCAACAUUGUUGUGGACAGACCAUACUUGAAGCAGUUUCCUCUAUCCCUCCCCCAUCAUAAAAUGUGGCUUUCCAAGGUUAAUUGUUGAUGGACUGGAGGAGAUUUGGAGCCUUCAAGACUUGACCAAAUCAGAACAAAGGCUAAGAAGGUAGCAUUCAAAGAUAUUGUUGUCCAUGCUAAAUCUUGAGUCAUACUGGCAAUGAAGGCUGAUGCAGCAAUGCUAUUAAUUUGAGGGGAAAUUCUACAUUUUCCCCCACCUGUAAGCUUAUGAUGGAUUUUUGACGCAUUGUCCAAAAAUACAACUUGACUUAUUUAUGGGUUGUGAAAAAGCAAUGCAGUCAUUUUUCAUAUCGUUCACAAAGUCUUUCUUUUUUUGCUGAUUGUGCUCCUUUGUAUAUGCUGCAACUCUUCUCUUCUUUCAUCUAGAAUGCGAGUAAGCAUUGACAUUU